This is a messenger RNA of Phanerochaete carnosa HHB-10118-sp, 335 nucleotides long. RefSeq lists its product as uncharacterized. The transcript has a single exon. The record is from RefSeq and is a predicted model, not a curated record. Lineage: Eukaryota; Fungi; Basidiomycota; Agaricomycetes; Polyporales; Phanerochaetaceae. Bases 31 to 207 code for a protein of 58 amino acids.
AACAUUAGAUGGAAACGAUGGUGUGCGUCCAUGCCGCCCUGGGUCGAGCAUGGCAUCAGCUCCGAGGACCUCAUCGCGAAGUGCAGGGAAAUCUACACCGAGAUGCAUACUUUCGAGUCGAGGGCGGAGGUUCAUAGCUCGAAAGCGGAGCAGACAUCGGGGUGGAACGGGGUGUCGAUGAAGAGUCUUUUUAGCGUCAGCCUUUGACAAACGCGCGACCUUGCUCGCUGUUGAGCAGCGUGUCGCUCAGAUGAGCCAUGGCUUAGCAACGCUGCGCUACGACCCAGCCUACCUAUCUAGGACCGUAGCGAAUAAAAUAUUCAUGACCUCACGGU